UCCUAUCUCUAAACAAAUCCGAUACAUCGGUCUCGGCUUUUAAUUUCGGUACAAAAUAAAAAAAGAAAAGAGGCAGUUGGAACUGUUUCCGAACUUUACUCAGUUGGCCAUGGCAGAGAGUGAGAGCUUUGAAGCUCUCGCAGUACAAAAUAAGGAACAUAAAAGAGAAGGAAAUGAACAAAACGACGGUGACUUUGUAGGAGAAGAGGAAUUAGAAGGCGAUUAUAAUGAGGAAGAAGAGGAGGAGGAGGAAGAGGAAGAGGAAGAGAAGGAGAGUCAACUCAGUGAGUUGCAGCAAAUCGUGCCGAGUCCGCAGAAGGAGGAGGAGGUGAGGGAGGAGCAAGUGGAAACCCUAACGGUGGUGCCGCAGUCUUCCACGGAGAUACUACCGAAGGAGAAUGAUCAGUAUUCAGAUGAUCUUGCAGGUUUGAAAGGAAAUUCAGCGGCAGAGACGCACGUGGAAGCUGAAUACAAGGAGCAAGUAGGGUUGUCGCACCAGGAAGUUUUGGGAAGUGUAGCAGACAAGAAUUCUGGAGCCCAGGCCCAAAAUCAGCUUCAGCCUUCUGUAUGUCCAACUUCCUUGUCAGAACUGUCACCAACUUCUGUUACACAACCUAUAUCAUCUGCUCCAAGUCCAACUCCUCCAGUAAAAAAAUUGUCUCCCCCAGAGGUUAAGAAUGCAUGUAUAUCAGAAGCAGGGAACCAAAGUUCUGCCGAGCUUAAGGCUCUCUAUGUUCCUGUAGCGAAGACAUCUAUUCCAGAUGGAUACAACUGGCGUAAAUAUGGUCAGAAGCAAGUGAAGAGUCCUAGAGGUUCUCGAAGUUACUACAAGUGCACUUAUUUUGACUGUUGUGCUAAAAAGAUUGAAUGUUCUGAUCACUCAGGCCAUGUGAUUGAGAUUGUUAAUAAAGGAAUGCACAGUCAUGAUCCACCUCGGAAGAAUAAAAGCACAAGGAAAAGCAGGACUGGAUUAUCUGUUGGGCCUAUUUUGCAGACCACCGUAACUGAGCAUACUGUCAGAAUGCUCAAAGACUCAGAACCUGCCACAUUGUCAAUUGAACUUGUACAAGAAACAUCCGCAAUAUCUGAAAGAAAACGACAGAGUUCAAGCAGCUCAGAUGAGAACAAGGAAACUCAAAUAAAAGAGGAGAAUACCAGUGAACCUGAGCCAAAAAGAAGAUUGAAGGGAAACUUAGAAUGCUCAAAAGCUGUCCUUAAACCUGGAAAAAAACCUAAAUUCGUCGUUCAUGCAGCAGGUGAUGUGGGGAUCUCAGGUGAUGGAUAUAGAUGGCGGAAGUAUGGACAGAAGAUGGUGAAGGGAAAUCCUCAUCCCAGGAACUAUUAUAGAUGCACUUCAGCUGGAUGUCCUGUCCGAAAGCACAUUGAAACAGCAGUGGAUAACACAAAUGCUGUCAUUAUAACAUAUAAGGGAGUACAUGACCAUGACAUGCCUGUACCGAAGAAGCGACAUGGCCCACCAAGUGCUCCACUUGUUGCUGCAGCUGCUCCUGCUUCCAUGAGCAACUUGCCAAUUAAGAAAGCCGAUGCAUUGCAAGGCCAAGUUACUUCAACCCAGUGGUCGGUUGGCAAGGAAGGCGAAUUAAAUGGUGAAACCCUUGAUCUCGGGGGUGAGAAGGAGAAGGCAAUAGAAUCAGCUCGGACCCUUCUGAGCAUUGGAUUUGAAAUCAAACCUUGCUGAAAAUUUGAAAAGCCGAAGAGACCCCUUUCUGUCUAGGGUACAGUAUAAAGAUUACCAGGUGAUGGCCAUCAUUUUAUGAAAAUCAUGUAGCUCUCAAAAUACAUUACCAGGUUUGAGGAUAUCUUCUUUUUUUGUAUCUAUUUUCCCCCCCUUAACUUACCGUAUUCCUGCAGUCAUUCAGUAAGAGUUGUAUAUUUGGUAUUGUACACCCUCCCAGCUCAGUUUGGAACAGGCUAAUAGUAGUGGAUAACAGAGAGUUGGUUGGCAUCCA
Messenger RNA from Populus nigra (black poplar), 1970 nucleotides. Its product is annotated as probable WRKY transcription factor 32. Gene Ontology annotation, molecular function: sequence-specific DNA binding; DNA-binding transcription factor activity. Bases 110 to 1699 code for a protein of 529 amino acids. Gene Ontology annotation, biological process: regulation of DNA-templated transcription. The record is from RefSeq and is a predicted model, not a curated record. The transcript is spliced from 5 exons. NCBI's taxonomy places the organism in Eukaryota, Viridiplantae, Streptophyta, Magnoliopsida, Malpighiales, Salicaceae.